ACAACAUCCUGAAGCAGAACGCCUCGCAGGAAACUCUGUCACAGUUGACGACCGGCGGAGGAGGCGGAGCCAGCAACACCUCGACGACGGCAGCGGCGGCGGCAGUGGUGGCAGCAGCGGCCGCAGCUGCAGCGGCAACGGCGGCAGCCGCAGCCUCAGCCAGUGCACCCUCGGCACCGGUCCCGGCCAGCAAAGGGCCCACCAGUGCGGCGACCAAUCCCAGCUCGAACGGUUCCGUUUCCUAGACGUUCCGCCUAGACGCGCCCUCACAACACUACUCGCUACUACUACUACUAGCUGCUUUUUAUGAUAGUACUAGGAAAGACGACAACUCGCUACGGGGUGAGAGCGCACGGAGGGUGCGGUUGACUGUAGGAAACCCGGAAGUCGACGCUGGCCACAACCGAACCGAGGACCCGGCGAACGACGAGAAAAGACAGGGCCGCACGCCGAGUCGUACACCCCCGACCACACCACGAAAUGCACCUUGAAGAAGCGCUGGACGACGAUCUCGAGGAAGUCCCAGCAAUCACUUAGCAAACCAAUAUAAAACAAAUGGAAAUUAACAGUAUCUAAUCAAGCAGAAGAAACAGAACAAAACAGCAAAGUUAAUCGUAAUUUGCUAGCACACUGAGAGGUAAGACACUUCGUUCAUUCUCAAAUUCCUAAUAAGCUAGAGUUUUAUUUUAGAAAUCAGAGUCAAAGAUGAGCAAAUUUAGGAACAGACCGCGUAAUAAGCGACGCCAAAAAUGUGUGGAAAAACCGCACCAAUGCUUGGAAAAAGCAGGUAGAUAUUUUGUUUGGAUUAAGGGAGACCGCAAAUUCGUGGCAAUUGUAUGAAAUACAUUGGAAGCUCCUCGAACCGAACCCCCAACGCUACUAUUCCUAUUACUUAAUGAAGAAUGGCAAUUUGUUUUGCCCCAGCAGAUCUGAAACAUAAAAAAUGUGAUUUUGCACCAAGAAAUACAGAUUUAACACAUUUUUCAUUGAUGUAACUUUUAUGUGACCAAAACAAGUCGUGUAAAAGUUCUAUCAACUGUUGUGUAACAUAUGCGUCGAUUGGUUUGUUGGUUGGAAGAAAAUAACCUUCACUGGAUUCCCAAAAGCAGGGAAUGGAAUAUGGGCAGCUCACUGCAAAUUUCCUCAAAGAAACACAAAUUGUUGCGGAACUAGUUUCGGCAACGUUUAUACAACCGUGUGCCCUUUUUGUUUACUUUCGUUUACAAUACCUAAAGCAUGAAGACGCCUGGGUAUGCGUCAUGCCCAAUUGGGAAUUGUUUUUGGAGCCUGUAGUGUUUCAAUGAUAUUCCGGUUUCAAGUUCAUGUUGAAUAAACAUAUAUACGACUAAGCUUGUUAUAUGUAUGUUUAUUUAAUAUGUUGAAACUUAGACGAAAAACAUUCUGAUGUUACCAUAUUUUUUUCAAACAAUUGGCACAAGACCAAUUGAAUCGCAGCAUUAAACGUUGCGACAACUUCGAUGCAACUAAAUUCAGUUACAUAGACGUUGCCGCAACUUUUCUACAACAAAUGUGCAAAACCACUCGAUUCGAUUAGUUUUCCUUCCCCAAACACUAAUACACACAGAUGCAAUGCAAAAACCACGAAUUAAUGGAAGGGAAAGGCGAACAAGCUUAGUUAGGCAAAGGAAGAAGAAACAAAGAAGAAAGCAACCCAAAAUGUGAUUCUAUUGUACAUAUACAUAUAAAUGAUAGUAGUCUACAUAAGAGAAGAAGAGACACGAAUUAUCCGCGGAAUGGAUGGGUGUGACAGUGCGUACGUAAUACUGGUAUGCUAAAUUGAAACAAAUACACACUAAUUAGAACGCGCAAGUUGGUUUCCGAAUCAGACAGACAGAGGUUAGUCGAAGUUUUCUCGAACAUUUUUGUUUUACCCUUUUUCUUCCCCACUACUCGUGGAGGUCAGAAUUUCCUGGGGUCCUUGUGCGAGCGAGCGAGCGCGACUUCAGCGGCGUGAAUCCAUCGGCGUGCCUGGGGAUGCGUAAGCAAAGCAAGUUGUAAAUAUUCUCCGAAUCCAUUGUGUGUGAUUACAAGGAUCCCCUCUAGUUUUGAGACCCCUCCGCGAGGAUUGCUUGCAGCGUAUGAUGGAACAAAUCUUGAGAUGCCAACGAAAAUAGUCCACAAUAUGUAUGAUGAUAGAAUAACACAAUUGGUCCACUCGUUAACGAUAACUAUGCCGGGUCUAUCUCUUUCGGGUCCCUGAAGCAGGUUGGGGUCCAAGACCCCCUCAAUGCAGAACCGAAAGGUGAUAAGCGUGGCAGUUUCGUCAAUCCGGACAGAAAAACCAGCAAAAGUACAGAGAGAACCGAUGGAAACAAUCAGGGAAAGCUAAUAGUUGUUUGAAUUUGAAUCUGAUGGAACUGAUGAGCAGACAUUAGGAACCAAUAAUAAAAAGGGACAGAGGUCCCAAGACAGAAGUAGGAUGCAAAUCAGUAGCAUGAAUGCUGUGAAUAGUUUGUAAGACACAAUAACAGUGCGUUACUUUUUUAUACUGAGUAAGAGCGAUCGAGAAAGAGAGAGAGUGUUUGUAUUCGUCGUAAAACCGUAAGAGAGAAAAAGAAAGGAACUGUUGAUUUAGGCUGUUAAGGAACAACUUGUUUAUCUUUGGUAGGAUUUUUGUUCAAUUUCCUAGUUGAAAACGCAAUUAUUUAGUCAGUCCUAUUUAUUAUUUUGUAUAUUGGUUAACCAAAAAAUGUGAAGCAAAGCAUAGUGCACCUGCGGAGAGAAUGAAUGAGCGAGAGCUAGCAAGAGAGUUGGAAUGGAGACCAGGAUUUUUGGGAGAGAAAAACAUAAACAGCAAUGAAUUUUGAAAGGGAGAAGCGUUGAUUUCGCAAAACGAAGAAAAAUCAAUAAAUAGUUAAGACUAUCAAGAGCAUUAUUCGAUAAUGAGAAACUGCAAAAAUGAGCGAAAAAAAAUUCGUGUAAGUGAAUGAUACGAAGCAAACAAGAUGUUAAUAAUAUAGUCAUUAUGAAAUAUGAUAAAUUGAAAA
Aedes albopictus (Asian tiger mosquito) is the source of this 3008-nucleotide messenger RNA. Its product is annotated as protein bunched, class 1/class 3/D/E isoforms-like. NCBI's taxonomy places the organism in Eukaryota, Metazoa, Arthropoda, Insecta, Diptera, Culicidae. Gene Ontology annotation, biological process: positive regulation of cell population proliferation; regulation of transcription by RNA polymerase II; negative regulation of apoptotic process. Gene Ontology annotation, cellular component: nucleus; cytosol. The record is from RefSeq and is a predicted model, not a curated record.